Molecule: messenger RNA, 1315 nt
Organism: Cladocopium goreaui
Lineage: Eukaryota; Dinophyceae; Suessiales; Symbiodiniaceae
Source: the annotation of a GenBank genome assembly
AGUGGAUCGAGCACCUCGGUAAAGUCCUCGCCCGCAUGGCCUGAUGGGGUGCGCUUCGUCGAAUGCCACGGCGCCAGAAGCCAAUGUGGUGAAGCAACGACGCAGGUUGAGCGUUGGCAAUGUUGAUGCUAGCGAUGUCCACGAGGUGGAUGACCGUACCACACAGGAGGAUCGUGGGCUCAUCGCCCAGUUUAACCAGCAGAAUUUGUUGGACAUGAUCCAGCGUGAUGGGCAACCGGCGAAGGGACGGCGGAACUCUGCCAUCUGCUCCUCGACGGACCAGAACCCAACCUCCUUUGCCAACAAGACCAUGCAGCAAUACGGAGACGAAUUGCAAGCUGCUCAGCACGGGUUGGGCUACACUUGCAGGAAGGGCUUGAAACCUGAGAGUCCCAACCAGGAUUCCUGGUGCAUGUUGAAGACUGACGACUUCUCCAUCUAUGGCGUCUUUGAUGGUCACGGCCAGAAAGGUCAUGACGUGUCCAACUUUGUGAAGGACGUGCUCCCGAAGCUGAUCGUGUCGGACCCAAGGAGUGCGCAAAGUGAGUGGGGCGCCAUCUUGACAGAUGCAUUCAGGAAGACGCAAAGCAUGGUGCAUACCUCUGAUAAGAUGAAACAGUUGAAUGCGCAGAUGUCGGGAACCACUGCCACCCUGGCUGUGCAUGACCAUCGAAAUAGCAAGAUCACGGUGGCUCAUGUUGCAGACAGUACUGCCGUGCUGGGCACCAAAACUGGCAAUGCAUGGGAGGGGGUGGCCCUAACACGCGAUCACAAGCCCAACUUGAAGGACGAAAAACAGAGGAUUGAGAAGGCGGGUGGCCGGGUAGUCUUUGAUGGCUAUGCCAACCAUCGCGUCUAUGCGAAGAACGCCCGGUACCCGGGCCUCAACAUGUCGCGUUGCAUAGGAGAUCUUCUGGGUCAUCAAGAUUGCGGUAUCAGUUGUGAGCCGGAGGUCGCAGUGGUGGACCCCAGUAGCAAGGAAAGAAUCCUCUUUCUUUGUAGUGAUGGUGUUUGGGAGUUCAUCACGCCACAGGAGGCGAUCACGUUGAUCCAUCACUACUCCUCCACAGAGGCUCAGAAGGCCGCCGACUUCCUAGCGAAGGAAGCUUGGGACCGUUGGAUUCGCGAGGAAGGCGGAGCGGUGGUGGACGACAUCACGGUGGUCUUGGUGUAUCUGAAGCCGGCAUAGCCGGUGCCGCCGGACCUUAUGACGAAGCCGAAACGCGCCCUUUGUGCGCCGCCCUUGGGGCGUCUCACGCGCUUAUUGUGUCGUCCGAAUGGAGGAGUCCCCGUAAAACAGAGAGGGGAGAUGGUG